AUGACCAAACGCAAAACCUAUGAGGCCGAAAGGGCCUUCAUUGAGCCGUACCCGGCGGCUAGACACAUGUACCGCGUCAGGAAGGGCUUCGUGCCCGGAAUGAACGUCGAGGGAUACGUGUUCGCCAACGAUAACCUAGCUAAGCUGCUUUUCCAGGAGCUGCAGCAGUACAGCACCGACGCGGGCACGUUCCUUCCGGCGCUGAAACAGCUGGCCAACGUGGCGGCGUUGCCGGGGAUCGUGAAGGGGAGCAUCGCGCUCCCGGACGCACAUUCAGGUAAUCUGCCUCGAACCAGCGUACACUGCGGUGCAGGGUAUGGAUUCUCAAUCGGGAACGUCGCGGCGUUCGACAUCAACGACCCCGACGCCGUGGUCUCGCCGGGCGGGGUGGGCUUCGACAUCAACUGCGGAGUCCGGCUCCUCCGCACCAACCUGACCCUUAAGGAUGUAGAGCCCGUUAAAGAGCAGCUCGUGCAGUCGAUGUUCGACCACAUCCCCGUCGGGGUCGGAUCGCAGGGUAUGAUACCAUGCACGAACGCGGCGCUCAACGAGAUCCUGGAGUACGGCAUGGACUGGACGGUCAUGCAGGGGUACUCCUGGGCGGAGGACAAGGAGCACUGUGAGGAGUUCGGGAGGAUGAUCCAGGCGGACGCCACCACGGUUUCCUCCAGGGCCAAGAAAAGGGGGCUUCCGCAGAUGGGGACGCUCGGAGCAGGCAACCACUACGCCGAAAUACAGGUUGUCGAAGAGAUAUACGACAAGUACGCCGCAAAGGUCAUGGGAAUCGACCAAGUCAACCAAAUUUGCGUCAUGAUACAUUCCGGAAGCAGGGGGCUGGGGCACCAAGUGGCCACCGACGCCCUCAUCGACAUGGAGGCGUCGCCCAGCGCAUCCAGCAUCAAGGUGCUUGAUAAGCAGUUGUCGUGCGCGAAGAUAAACUCGGACGAGGGCAUCAAGUACCUAAAGGCAAUGGCAGCCGCGUCGAACUACGCAUGGGUCAACAGGAGCGCCAUCACGUUCCUCAUGCGGCAGGCUUUCUCAAAGACGUUUGGGCAAACGCCGGAUGACCUCGACAUGCACCUCAUAUACGACGUCUCGCACAAUAUCGCAAAGGUGGAAGAGCAUAUGGUGGAUGGCAAAUGCAAGACUCUGCUCGUGCACCGGAAGGGCUCCACGAGGGCCUUCGGCCCGCUACAUCCUCUGGUCCCCGCCGACUACCAACUCGUUGGCCAGCCGGUGCUAGUGGGGGGCACGAUGGGCACGUGCUCGUACGUGCUCACCGGCACUGAGCUUGCUAUGGACCUCACCUUCGGGUCCACGUGCCACGGGGCAGGACGCGCCCUGAGCAGGAACAAAAGCAGGCACACGCUGGACUACAAGGAUGUGUUGAACAACUUGUACGAGAAAGGGAUCUCCAUCAGAGUUGCCUCACCCAACCUCAUAUCGGAGGAGGCGCCGGAAUCUUACAAGGACGUCACCGAAGUUGUGCAGACCUGCCACGAGGCAGGAAUCUCGAAGAAAUGCGUCAAGCUGAGGCCGAUCGCUGUUAUUAAGGGGUGA
Babesia bigemina is the source of this 1560-nucleotide messenger RNA. RefSeq lists its product as uncharacterized. The record is from RefSeq and is a predicted model, not a curated record. Lineage: Eukaryota; Apicomplexa; Aconoidasida; Piroplasmida; Babesiidae. Gene Ontology annotation, cellular component: nucleus; tRNA-splicing ligase complex. Bases 1 to 1560 code for a protein of 519 amino acids. The transcript is spliced from 7 exons. Gene Ontology annotation, biological process: tRNA splicing, via endonucleolytic cleavage and ligation. Gene Ontology annotation, molecular function: RNA ligase (ATP) activity.